AAUUUCCAGAGAAAAGAAGUCUCAGCUCUGAUGUCACUGGAGCUCAUCAUAAGAGUCACUGGAACUGAUUCUAGUCUCAGGUAAAUGACUGCAAACUCAAAGUCGGGGGGGGGGGGAGAGAGAGAGACAGAGCAGCUUCAAUGGAUUACUUGCAAUGCAAUCCUGUGGGUUAAACCACAGAGCCUAGGUCUUGCCGAUCAGAAGGUUGGCGGUUCGAAUCCCCGCAAUGGGGUGAGCUCCCGUUGCUUGGUCCCUGCUCCUGCCAACCUAGCAGUUCAAAAGCACAUCAAAGUAUAAGUAGAUAAAUAGGUACCGCUCCGGCGGGAGGGUAAAUGGCAUUUCCGUGCACUGGUUUGCCAGAAGCGGCUUAGUCAUGCUGGCCACAUGACCCAGAAGCUGUACGCCGGCUCCCUCGGCCAGUAAAGCGAGAUGAGCGCCGCAACCCCAGAGUUGGCCACGACUGGACCUAAUGGUCAGGGGUCCCUUUACCUUUACCUUAAUCCUAUUCAUGUCUACUAAGAACUAAAUGCCAUAGAAAUCAACGGUGCUUAUUCGCAAAAACACAUUUUAUUUAUUAAAUUUAUACGCUGCCCUUCAACUGAAGAUUGCAGGGUAGUUUACGAUAUAAACACACAAAAAUACAUACCAUAAUAACAAACAAAAAGUACCCCUCCCCAAUUUAAAGGGCCUGGGGAAAGUGGGACCUAAAGAUAUGUAAUGAAGGCACCAGGUGAGCAAUACGCUCCAGCAUUUCUCUGAUGAAAACAGGGACGUCCUUUAAAAAAAUAAAAAGCUUUGUGCAUCAGCCUCUCAUCUUGCUCCUUUCUUUCAGGCUUCCCAUGGGCGUUGGGUGGACCAAAAAAUGUGUGAGCAGAGUGUUGACUUAGAUGGACCUUUGGCCUCCUCCAUCAGGGUUUUUCUUAUGCUUUUACCUCCAUCUUAAAGUAUCAAAUACACCUUUAAAUGUGCAUUUUGAGAAAAGAUGCACCUUUUUAAUACAUAUAUAUAUAGAGAGAGAAGGUUUUUCAAAGGAUUAUUAGAAAAAUGGAUCCAGAUGGAGUUGUGAGUAAUAAUACAUAUGUGAAAGUUGCAUGGACCAGAAAAAGAUAAAUCAUCCAAGCUUAAUUUUAACCCUUUGUAUCCAAAUAUAAGACACAGGGUUGUCGUCAACUCACUUUUACACAGAGUAUACCCAUUGAAAUCAAUGGGCCCAAGUUAGUCAUGACUACUCUGAGUAAAUGUGGGUUGAAAACAAGCCAUGUUUUAUAUUUAUACCCUCUCACACAAAUAUAUAUAAUUCCAUGGCAUAGCAUAUCCAUUUGGAAAAAGCAUUUAUUUGGAAUAAAUCAGUCAUGUUGACCUAGAUGGGUCAGUGUUGGGAAUCAGAAGCACAAGGGACCCAGCUAGUCAGAAUACAUUUUAAAUAAAUUACAUUAAGAUGAAAACCAUUUCCCCCCGAUUAUAGUUAUUCCCUCCUUAUUCUUAUGCAGAUUCAAAUCCACAUUUGCAAGCUCCUAAUAUGUGAAGUGUCUACUCACAAGACAGGGCCAAAUCCCCAAGGCAGCAAUAAAGCAUUUGUUCGGAAUUUUAAACAGCUGCCCAAAAUAUGAAUAGAAGUAUUUUUCAGUGAAAGUAUGCAGUGAAAGUUCCAAAGAUUCUGUUAAAUAGAAUUCAACAUGUUUCAGGUUCCAACACUUCAGCACAAAUUGAUAUAAUUGUAACCGCUGAAGGAUGCCUGCCUUCUAAGAUCUUCAAACGUUCUUCAGCAAAUGAUCUCUUUGGGAUUCUGUAAUGAUCUUAUAUUAAACCUUGGUGGAAUCAGUCAAAACAUUAUGGGAUUCCUAUUCUAAAAUACCUUCCUAAUUUGUUUUUCAAGCACUAAUAAAAUGCUCUUUUAUUCUCUUGCCAUUUAUUCACAGUAUUUUGGAAUGAUAAAUUACAUGACAACAUAAGGCCAUUUGCAGUUUUCUCUUUUGCAAUUUGUGCAAUUUUUCACCUUUGUGAAAUAAAAUUAUAUAUUAAAAAAAUGCAUAGGUGGGCCAACACAACAUCUAAACUAUCAUGCUGUUAUAUUGUACUUCCUAACUGCUCUUUUGUUCAUCAAAAGGAACCUAUAAUCAUAACAUCAAAAAGGUUCAUUCUUGUCCAGGCUUUGAUCCUGGUUAAUGUGAAAUAUUUUCUGGCCAGUCCUAAUAAAGACUGAGGUUUUUUUUUAAAAAAAAAUAUUGUGGCUGCAAUUCUGCACUGACAGUGCUUUUAUUAUUUGUGCGAAAAAUUUAACUCCAUGUUUUAUGUUUCUAUAUAGUGUGUCUUUGUAAAAAAACAGCGAAGCAGAAUAAAUAAAUAUCUAUACAUUGAUAAAAUAAUAAGAAUAGAAUAUAAUUGUUUAGACAUGAUGAUGCUGAUCUAUUUUUCUUCACUUGAAAAUAUUAUUUACUUCACUAAUAACAGCCAAAUACUAGCCAUGCUUACUUGAUAGUCAGUGCCAUUGUGGUUCGGCUUGGUAAAAGUGUGCUGGAUGGCUGUCUGAGUAAAUUACAUGUACAUUGAAUUACAGUCCAGUUCUGUUCAAGUUUAGAAAUGACAUCUGACUGAUUUCAGUGCAGCUCACUUCCCCAAGUAGGUUGAUAUAGAAUUGUAGCAUUAAUCUCAUUCACUCCAAUCUUGUGAUUUCUGAAGAGACUGGGGAAUUCUAGUGGAGAUUCCACUAUCUGUAUUCUGCAGGUUUCUUUCAUGUCAAUCUAUGGCUUAGGGCUAUGACUUUAGGGGUGGCGGCAGAGUGCAACUACCUUAUCUAGUACAAGAUCUGAAUUUCUUCCAUCUGACUGCACCCCCCCCCCCCCCAAAAAAAGCUUAUAAUAAAAUGAAAACAUGUUGCACUAUAAGCUCUUGUAUAUGAGCAUUGUGGUAAAUAGUUUCUGAACUGGGGGCCAGAAUUCCAUGCACAUCAUUUGCAGCCUUCUCGUACUUGCAAAGGGUUCAUUGCAAAAUUUGAGACAAUAGCUUCCAAAAGUAUUGGAGCUACCAGUUAAGAAGGACAAAAGAAAAUCUUUCUUUUUCCUAAUACAAGGCGGGAGGAGUAGGGAGGGGGAGAGAGAGAGAGAGAGAGAGAGAGAGAGAGAGAGAGCGCAUAGAUUCAGGAACGAUGAGCUAAAUGAGUGCCUGGCCUGACAGAUGAGGUAGAAGUGAAUUACAGCUGAGAUCAUUAUGUUUCCAGUGUUUCUGAAUCUAAAUCAGAUCUGCAAGUUGAUCUUCAUGCAGAAAGGGCCAACUUUAUUUUACAGCUGCAGGUAGCUCAUUCUUCUUCUUCUUCUUCUUCUUUGGCGAUCACUCGUAGCCGAGUAAGAUUGUCUUCCAUAAACACGCUUUUAGCAAUGACAUGACAGGGUUGAGCAUAUUCUUAAAUUGAAGAUAAUUCAAGGUUUGUAUUUACAACAUUCAUCCAAAUGCAUUCAUCCAAAUGCAAAUAUAAAGCCUAUCUUUAAAUCACCCAAAGUUUGGAGGGGCACUUUAAGAAUGAGUUAAGGGGUAGCAGGCCAGUGACUUGUGACACAAUCACCUUCCUCUCCACAAUCAUCUUCAGUAUUGUACUGGCAACAUUUGACUAGGAAAGAGCUUUGGGAUCCUGAAGGAGAGAUAUAUAGAUAUAUGUAAACCACUACUGGUAAAAUUUAUUGUGUGGACAGGCAGAGUACCCAGAUCCCGCGCGGUCCCCCCGUCAUGUGGAAUAACGACUCAUGACAGCGUGCUAUGGGAUUAAAUUGGCCACAACUUUAUUAAAUUUCAAAUGUGGGUAGACCUUCGCUCAGGCAUUGGGCGUUCUCCCUCUCCAGUCCCCAGCCGGGGACCUAGGGAGCAUCAGGGUUAUCCAGUGUGUGGGGGGGGGGGCGGCUCUGGAGAACAUAUGUUCAAGCAGAGAUAGCCGCCCCCAUUACGCCGCCGCCGCAGGGGAGAGCAAUGACAACCUUUCGGCGUACGGUCAAAGCCUCCCUUCAGAAACCCCUUUAACGGGGAACCCUGGUAUCGCCGCCGCAAAGAGGAAGAUGGACUAAAGGAUUCUGCCCAAGGCCUGAUACUGCCAAAGUUGUGACGUUUUGCUACGGGAAAGGCGAAACCUGCCAAUGCAGGGAAAUUCCUUUCCAGCCCUUUAACAGCAACCUUAACGUAGCAGCGCCCGCAUACCUGUGAAGAAAAGUUAACCUGCAAAACCUGUGAAGAAAAGUUAACCUGCAAAUAAGACAUUAACUGAGGGUGGGUAGGGUGGGAGAAGCUCUGGAGCCAAGUGAGGAUUCCCAGGUAAGAUCCUCCCUCUAUUGUGUGGGCAGGUAAUCCCUCCCCUACCUGGCCUGGUCUCCUUGGCAACGCUUCCCCCAGGUGGGAUUGGACAACUGACUGAGGUAGGCGGAGACCUCCAGGUAUCCCACCUGAGGGAAGGCAAACCAAGCCUAUGCUGUUGGAGCUGCUCCAGAUCUAGGGGCUGCGCUCGUCCACGCAAAGGGCGUCCCCCGUUUUAAGCGGGGAGCGGUCAUUACCUGCUCUUCAACCCAUGGUCUCAGGGCAGGUUACAACAAUUAAAGCACAAUAUUAAAAGCAGUUUAAAAGAACUUAAAAUCACAGAAGCUGGGUCCCAACGAGAAACAUCUCAAGCGUCAAAAGUCAGGAUAAAGAGGUGUGUCUUCAGCAUUCAUCAAAAGCUCUACAAUGAAGGUACCAGACAUACAUCUGUGGGAAGGGACUUCCACAACUUAGGGGCUGCCCCAGAGAAUGCUGUCUCCAAGGCCGCAGCCUCCUGAGGGUGGUGGAACAACCAAGAGGGUCACUUUUGCCAAUCUUAGCAACUGUAGGGAAGGUGGUGCUCUUUCAAGUAUUUGAGGGCUGAUUUAUUUAGGGCCUUAAACACUCAUGUAAGCAGCAACAAGCUGGCAGCCACUGCGACUGUUUUAUAAUGGGUUAUAUGAAAUGUAAAUGCAACUCCAGCCUGUAGUCAAUUAGCCUUUGGGACGAAUUGAAAUGCCCAAGUCAUCUUCAAGGGCAGCUCCAUGUAAAGCACAUUGUAAUAAUGCAAUCUGGAAGCUACCAGAGCAUGGAGUACAGUGGCCCAAUCAUGUCUGCCAAAAAGAGGGCAUAGCUGGCAAACUAUCAAAAACUGAGGAUGGCACUCCUAGCUACCAAGGUCACCUGACAGUGUUGAAUCCAGCAGUACCUCCAAGCGGUGGACCUGCUCCUUCAAGGGGAAUGCAAUCCUGCAGGCCAUCUCUCCGCCUCCCAGCCAUGAGCACCUAGGCCCCAUGACACCUCAGGAUUUAGCUUCAGUUGAUUGGCCCACAUCCAACCCAUCACUGCCUCUAAGAACUGGUCUGCCUCUUUUAAUUCACUUGGAAUUGAGAAAUAGAGAUGGGUGUCAACACAUUGGCUAGAUGAGGACCGGCCCAAGACAUUUUGCUGCCUGAGGUAUACAAGUUUGUACACACACAUAGCUCUGCCCAUAUCCCUGAUUAGCCUCCUGCAUCUGGUGUUUAAUAGCAGGACCGGUCCCAACUAGGAUGUAAAUCUUAGAGUGUAACUCAUUUCAAACACAUUUCACAAUAUUUCCUGCCAGGAUGAGUACUUACAUGGGGGUGGUGUGCGUGGAAGAAGAGAAACAUUGUUUGUGUGUGUUCAUUCACACAAGUUCAAGUGCAUCCUGCCCCACCCUGUUCAGAGAUGAGUUUCUUGAAACCAUAGGGAGCAUCCUGAAGUCUCCAAAGCUAUAGUGUAGAUGUAGAAAACAGUGGUGGCCCUUAGGGCCUCAAUGCUUUGUGGUGUCAAAAUUCAGCACCACCCUGCCUCUUGUCUUCCAGUGACAAUGAAACAGUUGCACUCUCCUAGAUCUGCCUCUGCGGGGAACCUGUGACCCUCGAGAUGUUGUUGGACUUCUCAUCAACCCCAAACAGGGAUGAUGGGAACUGUAGUCUAUCAACAUCUGGAGGGUCAUAGGCUCCCAAUCCUUCCCCUUGUGCAUGCACUCGUGUUAACAAAACUCUUUAAAGGUACUUGCAAAUUCCUCCCAAAAUACAAAACAGAAACAGCAGUUUACUAGGGAUAACUCCCCAAAACAGGGGCAGUUGGAGUGUAUAAUAAUUUGGUUGUGUUCCAUUACGACUGGAAGGAUUUGAUAAUUUAUAUGGGGGUCCAAGGUUCAUAAAUAAGAGCUACCAGGAAGCUACUUGGGAUGUUUGGCUGUAUAAAUCAGUUUUCUCUAUAUCAUGUUAUUUGUUGCACAUUGUACGGUGUUAUACUGCAAGGCCAAUAUUGCUAGCUGCUUCUACGUCCCUGUAUACAUAAAUCAAGAGGCAGUGUGUGAACAGUACAUAUUAAAUACAAUAUUGAUUCUACUUGCCUUCCCAAGAAUGGACGAGGGAAGCAGUUGGGUCACAGCUAUGCUGGAAUUGUUUUGACCUGACUUGGCACUGCUUGAAGAAACUCAUAAUGCAAGCAAGAGGGAAAGCAAGGGAGGAAAUGAGAAUAUGGGCUGGAGAAUUAAUGGUCUGAAGAGAGAGAGAGAGGAAACAAGAGGGGUUGAAACACAGCCAUCCAUACAGCAGGGUAGUUCAUGGAUCCACGUUAAUGUUCUCCUGAGAUUACUUUGUUUUAUUAAUGAAGAGACGGGCUGAACAAAAAAGAGAAGAAGAUGUGCCAUAAAACAAAGUCCAGAACACAAUGAGGGCAUAUAGAAGAGAAUACACAGAAUUACCAACCGAUAUGAAAAGAAACCAGCAAACUCUCUUUUUAACCUCUAGGCGUGAUGCCAGAUUUUUGCAGCUAAAAGACAGCAGUGAAUUGAUUGCCAGAAUGUCUGAGUAAAUAUGAGCAGCAUCCUGCUAUGUUUGCAUACGUGCUUCAAGUGUGCAUCCAAGCAUGUGUGCCAGGUUGUUAAGUCGGUCCCACACCGCCAUGUUUUGCACGUUUCUGCACAGGAGAUCACGCAGCGCUCAGGGAGUGGUUUUUCCAGAGCUGCCCUACGCAGGCUCUUCUGAGUCAAAGGGAGGAGCACAGCGGGUGAGGGCAGAGCAACAUAGCAAUGUCAGUUGUGAGGACCGGUUUUGUACCUGGUAUAGUGAUCACACAGGGUCCCCAAACGUUUCACCAUCCCUGUGCCACCACUUUAUUUCUCGCUGCCACCACCCAGGCCCUACCUGGUACAAUACUGAAUCCAGUCACAGUUAAAUUGGAUCAUAAACUUCUGUUUAUUUAUUGCGGUUUAACAAGCGUGUGGUUUCAUAAACGGGAUCGGUCCAUUACAAUCAUGGGGUGCCUAUCCAGACCUAUAACUUCUGCUACCUGCUCUCACUCACUAAACCACCUCUCAGAUAUUUACUUGUCUUCCUAGCUCCUUACUGUUCCUGACUCAGCUUAUUUCAUUACACUAACUCAACCUACCCACAGACUCUAUCCCAAUUCACUCCCACUCCAACCAACCACCCAACUCCCAAUGAACUCCCCCCUUCGCCCCUCCCAGAGCUGGUUUUAUAGUCCCUCUGACUCCACCCCCCUGGGUUCUGAUUGGGUAACCUGUUUAACUAUUUCACUUCCAGCAUUCUCAUAUGUUAACGUCACACCUAGCUCCUUUUGUGGCCCUGCCUCCUUUGUGCUCCGAGCUCCCACUGCCUGCUCCAGGUCCCAGAAUUUUUCACAUCAAAAAGUUGAGCGCAAUCAAAAUCUGCAAUCUGGGUUUACGGGCUUUUGCAAGGAAUAUUUAGAUAGUGUAUGUAAAGGUGUUUGAAUACCUGACCUGCCUUUGCUAAACUCAUUUAAAAUCAUCCUCAUCAUUUAUAAACAUACUGAUCUCUCCAUCUGUUUCUUAUUUUGUUUCUGUAGCUCUCUGUGUAAAUUCCUGGCCACUUCCUCCAUCAGUCUCUCCUCUUUCACGUAAGCACCUCUUUUUCUCUCUCCCAACUUCCCUUCCCCAAAUUUUGCUUGUUACCAGUCUUCCUUUUCACAGUCUCCAUUGUUUCAACAGCUCUAGAGAUGGACAUGCUUUGUAAUUGUUUUUCACUCUCCUAAUCAUUGAGAAAUGUCAUUUUUAUUCUCUCCUGGUUAACUAAGGCUGCAAUCCAGCAAAGAUUUACCUGGGAAUAAAUUUAGCUGAUCUCACCGGGAUUGACUUCUGAGUAAAUGUGUGUAGUAGGAUCGACGCUUUAUUUAUUUAAAGUGCAAUCACUAGUACAGAUUAUAUCACCUCUCUUGAAUCCCUUCCCACGUACUCCCUCCUCUUCUCUAUGCUCUGUGCAAGCUCAGUCACUAUCAAAUCUACCUUGCUCCUGUCAAUCACAAUCACACCUUUACACCUUCUGCCAUGCUGGGCCCCGGUGUUUAAAAGAGCCUUGUCUCUUUGUUUGCUAAAUGGCUUCUCUUUCCCUUGUUCAAAUUUUACUUCUGCCAUGAACUCAAUAUAGGUAAACCCUAUCUUAAUAUAGAUAAACCCUUUGGCACUACGGAGAUCAUAAUAUUUAUAUAUCUGUGUUGAGGUUUACUGAGAUAAUUGCAGUAAUUCAGGUCAUUUGUCACAGAGCAAGCCGGUUAGUAAAUCACACAGUUCAAAUCUGGAGUUAACUCUUUAUUAGUGAAGCAUGAUCUUCCCACACUUGGCUGAGUUUGAGUCCUAAUGAGCACAGCAGCUCCUGCCCUGUAGGUCCUACUUCAUGAAAUCAGUUGCUCGGACUAAAAGUCCCCAACUCUCCACAGCCAUCUAUGUCUCCUCUUCAGGGCUUAUUGCAAGCAAUCAGAGACUGCGCCUUCAUGAAGCCUGUCUUUGCUCUUCUCAUUUCAUACCUCUCCUGGUCCUAGAAGUCAAUGGGGGAGGGGAGGUUGUCACAGCAGGAGGGCAAGAUACUCAUGACUCUUCACUAGCCUAACUCAUCUCUGCCUCUUGACCUCCCUCUUCCCAUUUAGCUGCUUCAGCUUCAGCUUCAGCUUCUGAUUCUUGACUUCUCUCUUCCACAAACUCCCCCCACUCACUGAGCCCUGUUACCCCUACAGCUUCUGACACCUCCUCUUCCUAGUCUUUCCCCUCUUCUCCCUGUGAGUACUCAUCAUUGACCCAUCACCACUCUCCAGGUUCUGAGCCUUCUGUCCUUGGUAGUUCCCCAGCCAGUUCCUCUGUGUUCAACCAGUCCAUGACAACAUGGCCUUGGAUAGCUCAGCUGGUUAGAAUGUGGUGCUGAGAAUGCCAGAGUUGCAGCUUAAAUCCCCACAAGGGACAGCUCCAUAUUCCUGUGUUGCAGGGGGGAGGGGGUCCCUUCCAACUCUACAAUUCUAUGAUUCUAUUAUCGUUGCUAUUACUAGAUUCUUUUAUUUCAGGACUACAGCUCCCAUCAUCACUGACCAUGUUGCCUGGUGCUGAUUUCUAUCUCUCGAAAUACUUUCCUACACUUCAUGUGUUUAAAGCACUUGACACUUCAGCUGGAAAAAAACCUGAAUGUAUUCAGGGCUGCAGGGCUGAGGUGGUAUGGUGUGGGGGACAAGAAAACUGAAAUCCCUAGCAAUUUUCAGGGGCUGCAUGGCAAAAUUUGCAGGUAUUCAAUAACUCACUGGCUUCAGAGAAAAUCCUCUUCUUGUGGUCAAAAGCUGGUGGCUACCAUUUUGCUCUCAAAGGCCCCCAAAGUGAUGCUCUGUGAUGAUGCAGGAUUUCCUUUAAGGCGGUUUCUAGGAAGAAAAAUGGUGGUCCAUACUAUUUUCCACUAUAUUUUCACCAGAAGUCCAUCUUAGCAUAUAGUGUCACUCUGAUGGCUCUGAUGGUCUAGUGGUUGCCAAGAGAGGAGCUCCCAUGGUGGCAAUCGGUUGGAUUCAUUGUCGUGCUGAGGUUAAGAUUCUGUCAGUGCAAUCAUUUCUUUUUGUGCUAUUAAACUUUCUCUCCCCCCCCCCCCAAUCUGUUUUGUAGUUCCCCCACCCAGCCUUCUGGAGCAAAUUGGGGGAUGAUGCAGGUUACAUGUUGUGGAGUGAACAGGGGAAGUCCUCUUGUGCAAGCGGAAAUAAUUGUGUGAGCACAAUUAUUUAGUUAAAUACUGUCCAGUGAGGAGAUGUCACCUCCCUCAAAAUCAGAAAAUGGGGUGGCAAAAUGGAUGAGCAUUUUGUCUUGUUGCCAGACUCCUCCCACUGGUGACCCCUUAUCUGCAUAGUCACACCCCUUCAUUUGCACGUCUACAGUCUGGGCACCUUUAAGUGUUGCAGUGCUGGAAUGUGAUCCUAGUGUGACAGAACUCAAAGAAAUGACUAUAUAAAUCUGAUAUUUUGGUUCAAAAUGGGUGUGAGGAAUCUCUGGCCCUCCAAAUGUUGUUGGAUUCCAGUUACCAUCAACCCUAGCUGGUGGUCAAGGGGGAUAGGAAUUGUUGCCCUCUAGAAGUCAUUAGAUUACAAGUUGUGGAGGACAUAUUCGCCUUUGACUGAACUUAACCAUCCAGGGGUCCUUUACCUUUUUACCUUAUACCACUGCUGACAGAGGAAUGAAAGUUUUAAGAGUAUAUAAUGCAAUUACUGCAAGGUUUGCUAGAGGCAGUGUAGCAUACAAUAGUUUGUUACCUGCUCUCCUUCUGACUUCCAUGGCAGUCAACAGAAUUCAAGUUCACUGCAAUCCUUCAAUGGAUAUUGACUACCUAAUACGUUAAUAUUAGUGAGGCUGAAAGAGUCAUAUGGUGCUGAAGAGUUGACAUAUUCCCCUGCGAUACUGAGAUAAUAUACUGUAUCUUUCAGUAAGUUGCCAUAAAUAUCAUUUGGUUGGGGGCAGAAGAAGAGAUUGAUUAAGCCAGCCAGGAGAAAAGGAGAAAUCAAUCUAUUUGGAAUUAAUUAUGUCAAAGCUUUAAGUGCUGUUUUUUCACCAAAAAAAAUACAGAGAAUGGACAGGUGAGCUAAUGAUUAUGAAGCACUCCAAAUAGAGUUGUGAACAAUUACUUGAGUAGACAUUGAACUUGGGAAUCCAUUUAGAUAUGAUUGAUUCCACCGUUGCAAUUGAACUGAUGAAUUGAUUCUAUAGUUGUUUUGGUCCUUGAGGUUCACUAAAGAUUAAAUACUAGAUAUAUAACAGCUGAAGGUAAGUAUCUGCUCUUUUCUUCAAUAACUCACUUUUAAAAUGGCAUCAAAUUCCCAUCAGCCACAGCACUGUGUAAAAUGCAUUGAUUUGUAAAGUGCAUGCAAUAGGUAAAGCCCAUCUGCUCUCUAGUGGUAGGAGCAUUGCAAAUACCUUGCCGGGUUCUUCUUCUUCAUGAUCUGUAACAUUAAUGCAUGGUUUGCUUCUGUUAUUUCAUGUCAUGGGACUUUCUCUGGACUGGGCCAACAUGUGAUUCUGGUAAGUUUUUUUUUCUUUAAUAGCAACAUGAAUAUGAAAACACAAGGCAAAAUAGAACUUUGUCGGUUGAGCACAUUUUCUCUGUUAGCUGAUACAUGGCAGAAGUCUUUUCAAUGACAUAACAGAGAAAGAGAAGAGUUAGCUGGGCAGCUGCUACAAUAUAGCUUUUAUUUUCUCAGAUAUAAUCUUUGUGAAUCUGUGUCAUGGCAGCAUAAGGGGAAAGAAGGGAAGAAUUGGUAUAAGGGAAGGCAUCAUGCAAGGUGUGGCUAUAGAGGAAGGUAGGUAGCCCUGUUUGGAUGGAGUCUGUCCUUAUUCACUAUGAGUGAUUACUUAAUCAUAAGUUUAUCAUCAGGACUCCAACUUCCAACCCUGAUCUGGACCCGGACACAGACAAGUCAGGCUGGAGUUACAGCACUGUGGACAGCUCCUGUUUGACACUUUGUUCUUACGUGGUCUGGAGCAAAGCUGUUCCUUCUAGGCUCUACCAUCUUCCUGAACAGCCUUAAUGGGAUAGCCCUACAGCCUGCAGCCUGCAUGGGUAAGCAUUCAGUCAGAAGCAUAAUGUUUCUAGUUUGGAUGGGGCCAGUCACUUAAUGGAAUCCAGAUAAGGGUGUGUGUGCUUACUCUGGGGAUCAUAGAGACCUCUGCCUGAGCCAGCUCAUGCUUGUUGCAGAGACCAAGAUAAAGAAAUAGCCCCUCUGUGGCUUGUGCUACUAGGCCUCCCGAUCUGCCUGGCUCCACUGCCUCUGGGUCAGAAUUCUCACUGCAACUUGAGGUUGGAAUUGUGGCAAAGUGCCUUCUGAAAGAAUGUUUCCUGUUGCAAAGUCUAGAGCUAUAUUAUCGCUCCUUUGACGUGAAAGUCUUCAUCCAAUGCUUUUCUUGCUCUCCAUCUUGAAUAGCAGUGAUCCGUACAGGGAUACCCAUUUAACUUAUGGGCGGCGAUCUCAUCUAGCAUAUUUGCAAAAUUUUGCCAUGUGGAAAAUUACCCAAUUUUGUCAUUUUGAAAGUCAGAUUGGGUUGUCGGGGCUGCGUCCUUGUACUGGAAACUUGGGUUCGUUUUAGAUGACAAAAAUUAUUGAACUGCAGCUUGGGGACUGAGCUGUGGCACACAUGAGGGAUCAUUAAAAUGGGAAACUGGCAGAGCUACUGCAUUUCUUAUCUCCAAGACCUCACUGGGAGGAAAACAACAUACCUCAGAUUAUUUUAUAGGGAGGAAACACACACUUUAACAUUGCUUCUUGGCAUUUUAUAGUACAAAUUCAGCAAUGGAAGAAUGGAAUAUCUUGAGAUGUUGUGCCAUCUCAUUGUCUGGAGGUUUACGGUGGGGAAAGUAACUUUUGAUGGGCAUGUAUGCUUCAAGAAUAGAUACUGCUGCCUUUUGGCAGAGGGUUAAAGGAGAUGAUCAAACAUUCUCUUCCAACUCUAAAGCUGGAUUAAUGUAUGUGCUGAAACCACCUCCCUGCAUUCAUUUGGGGAGUCUGUUGAUUAAGUCUUCUUGCUUCACCAUCUCAUGGUGAAUUAGAUACCAGUCAACUGCCAACGUUGGGUUUUAGGAGGCUAAAGUAGGAAAAGCCCCCUGAAAAAGCUCUGGUGUGCAUGAAGAAGGCCACACAACCCUUUGGAUUCCAUCUAGUCUGGCCAGUGCACAGCGCAGGCUGGGUCAUUUGUGCAAAUGGGGCACUGCCACCAACCUCCAUCUGUCCUCAAUGUUGCCCUUGCCCAGGGAACAGCAGGGAGACAAAACUCAUGAGUGUCCGCUUGUCAGUGACUGCCUCCUCCUCCUGUUGGUCUCCAUGCCAACCCGAAGGGCACCAGCCAUCACUGACAUUGAGCAAGGGCACUGUGAGGUUGGAAAGAGCCAAAGCUCUUGGGCUGCCGCAAGCCCCACAGCAAUACAUUUAAUGUCUGAACUGCAACACAUCUAAUACAGUGGUGCCCCACAAGACGAAAAACUCGCUAGACGAAAGAGUUUUUCGUUUUUUGAGGUGCUUCGCAAGGCGAAUUUCCCUAUGGGCUUGCUUCGCAAGACGAAAACGUCUUGCAAGUUUGUUUCCUUUUUCGUAAAACCGUUAAUACCCAGGGUGCAUUGCUUGAAGAGGUGCAGUUGCGACUUGACUUCGAGGAGCAACUCAUAGCACGAGGUGUGGUAGCCUUUUUUGAGGUUUUUGAAGACUUUGGUGAUUUUUGAAGCUUUCCCAAAACUUCUUUUGCAGCCAUUUGGUAAGUUAAACUUUUAAAACUUUUUUGGGGGGUUUUGGAUUUUGGGUUGGGGUGUUUGGAAUUCAAGGACUUGGUGUUGGGGAGGGGUUUGCAAGAAUCUGGAAGCUUGUGUGUUUUUUUUCUGCAUUAUUAUGAUUUUCUGUGACCAUUGGGCCACUCUGCUGUUUUUUUUAAAAAAAACUGAGGGUCAUUUGCCUGAAGUGGAAGGAUGUGCAGGCUUUUGCACAGCGGCACCACCCUGACAAGCACGUGGCACAUGACCUUGCGAACACUUUUGAUACGAGGGUCAUGUCGCCUUUCAGGGAGGUGUUGAAAAGGCGGAUGAAGCAGCAGACCAUGGACAGGUUCUUCAGCAAGAAGCAAAGAGUGGAAGAGGAACCUUCUUCGAGUUGUCCCCCAGAGUCUUAGAAAAUAUACUGUACACUUUGUUGAUUUUUAAAUGUUUUUCUGUCAUGUUUAGAAACUUAAUUUAUUGUUCCUUCAAUUUUUGAAAUGCUCUUUACAGUAUGUGUGACUUUAAAGAGCACUUAAUAAACUCUUGUUGUACCAAAUUUGGCUUUGUUUGGACUUUUUUUGACCAUAGGAACGUGUUAAUUGAAUUUCUAUGCAUUCCUAUGGGAUUUCGUGCUUCGCAAGACGAAAGAUUCGCUAGACGAAAAAACUCGCGGAACAAAUUAAUUUCGUCUUGCGAGGCACCACUGUAUGUGUUUUUAGGAGUUGGAGAAGGAGGACCAAGAGGCUCCAUGAUCAUGACAUCCUAGAAGCAGUGUGAAAGUGGUCAGGUUAGUGCCUCUCCCUACUAUUUAUUUUUUAAAUUAAUUUUAUUUAUUUUUAUUUAUUUAUUGAAUUUAUAUACCGCCCUAUACACAGGGGUCUCAGGGUGGUUCACAGAAUAAAAUCAAGAUAUAAAACCACAAAAUACAUAAUAAAAAUAAAAACAACAACCCAAUAGCCCCCCUCCCAAAAAAACCACAUUUUAAAAGGGCAUAGGAUAUCAAUCAGAUCAACCAAAGGCCUGGUUAAAAAGGAACGUUUUUGCCUGGUGCCUAAAGGUGUAUUAUGAAGGCGCCAAGCCAACUUUCAAGGGGAGAGUAUUCCACAGAUGGGGAGCCACUGCAGAGAAGGCUCGUUCGGGUAUUGUCACCCUCCGGACCUCUUGAGGAGGAGGCACAGGAAGGAGGGCCUCAGAAGAUGAUCUCAGGGUCUGGGUAGCUUCAUAUGGAAAGAGGCAGUCCUUGAGGUAUUGUGGUCCUGAGCCAUUUAAGGCUUUAUAGGUCAACACCAGCACUUUGAAUUGGAAACAAAUUGGUAAUCAGUGCAGUCGGACCAGGAUCAGUGUAAUAUCAAAGUGUCUUGCUCCCUGGUCACCAAAUUCUGUGCUAGCUGAAGUUUCUGAACCAUCAUCAGAGGUAGCCCUAUGUGUCACUAUGUGAUAAAAAAUAUAUCAGAGCCGUUUAGAGCAAUAAAACAUAAAAUGGUAUGAUAGAAAACAGAUGAAAGUUAAAAACAGACAUCAAAUAAUAAUUGUGGAAGCAGUGCUUUUUUCCAGGGGUACACAAGAGCACGCAGUACAGUCACCUUUUUUCUUCUAGAAGAAAAGCACACUCUGGAAGGUUGUAUUUUUAAUAGCCUGCAUAUGCCUGACAGAAUAGAAACAUUUUCCACAGGCAUUGCUAACAACAUGCAUUCAGCAGGCGGUUUAUAAUGCUUGCUGCAGCUUUUAAGCAAGAAACAACACAAAACGGCUGAUUAUGUUUGCAUCUCGGCUAUAAAACAAUGUCAUAAAGUCUUGGCACGGCCGUUACUUAUGAAAUGUUUCUACAAAAAUGUAGCAAACCCCAAGUUAUAAAUGUGUAAUUAAUAUUAGCUGGAGAUCAAUAACUUGAACCCAAGAGUGCAGAGAGAAAAUGGAAUAUCUUAUUGUAUUUCUAAUAGACACAACACCCCUUAUAAUUUCUAGGAAUGAAAUGAAGGUUAUAUGGACUGCAUACACCACAGUGGUCAACAAUUGUGUGUUUAUUGUACUAAAACAGAUUGUGCAGGAUGGCAAUCACUAUCAGACCCCUUUAAAAAGUGGCAUCCUUUAGUUAAACAUAUUUAGGGCUAAAUCACCCAAUCAGGUCCAGUGGUCUACCGGCUGCAACUGUUUGCCAGCCCACUAACAUGCACCAAGAUGCUAAUUUUGCUGCCAAUUGUACUUGCAAUUGUGGAUUAACUUUCAUGUUCUUUAUUUCUUUCGGUUCAGCAGGCACUGCUGUGCUAUGGUCACAUGA
This is a messenger RNA of Podarcis lilfordi (Lilford's wall lizard), 15813 nucleotides long. The record is from the annotation of a GenBank genome assembly. NCBI's taxonomy places the organism in Eukaryota, Metazoa, Chordata, Lepidosauria, Squamata, Lacertidae.